Molecule: messenger RNA, 2301 nt
Organism: Panthera uncia (snow leopard)
Lineage: Eukaryota; Metazoa; Chordata; Mammalia; Carnivora; Felidae
Gene: TSPEAR
Product: thrombospondin type laminin G domain and EAR repeats
Exons: 10
Coding region: 23-1759 (578 amino acids)
Biological process (GO): signal transduction
Source: RefSeq, a predicted model, not a curated record
CUCAGCCGCCGCCCCCCACGCCAUGAGCUUCCCCGCAUCGAGGAUUUUCUUCCAAUGCGACCUCUUCCCUGAAGAAUUUUCGAUCGUCAUAACCUUGAAAGUUCCCAAUCUUCCCCCUAAGGUCAGUGAUGCUUUUUACUCAUGUUCCUUUGUGAUGUCCUCACUGCCCCCGCGUACAGCGGGCACGGCCACCCCAGACUGUGGCCAGGCUCCAGCCAGAGGCUCCUACGAUCCAGCUAAUAUUCCCAUCCCCCCACCAGGCUGGAAGCCCCCCGAGGUGAGGCCCCCAGGGGCCCGUUGCUGCUUCCCCGUGGGGCCCAGGACAGUGCACUUCAUAGUCUCUAGCAACGAUGUUCUGAGCAUGCUCUCCGUCUCUCUGCAGGGCCUGGUGAGGCAGCUGGUCUUACUGCCUGGCUCGGAUGCCACCCCAAGGCUCUGUCCCUGCAGGAGUCCCGAGCUGGCUGUGCUGUCCAUCCCCCCAGUCCUGCAGGGCCCCCCGGGGAAGCCAGAAGAUAAUGAGGUGCUAAAAUAUCCCUAUGAAACCGACCUGAAGGUGACUCUGGGGUCCCGGCCUCCGUGCACCAAAAUGGAGGAUGCCCAGUUCUGGUUUGAUGCCAGCCGGAAGGGGCUGUUCCUGUGUGUGGACAGCCAGUGGGUCUCCGUGUUAGCAGCCAAGGAGAAACUGGACUACGUGGAAGAACAUCAAAGCCUGUUCACCGACUCGGAGACGCUGGGCAUCGAGGUCUUUGCCAUCCCCGAGGCCGGGCUCUUCGUGGCAGCCGCCAACCGCAAAGCCACAUCCGCCAUCUACAAGUGGACCGAUGGGAAGUUCGCCUCCUACCAGAACAUUCCCACGCACCAGGCACAGUCCUGGAGACACUUCACCAUUGGGAAGAAGAUCUUCCUGGCUGUGGCUAAUUUUGAACCGAAUGAAAAGGGCCAGGAGUUCUCUGUCAUUUACAAAUGGAGCCAGAGGAAGCUGAGGUUCACACCGUACCAGAGGGUCCCCACCCACAGCGCCCGGGACUGGGAAGCCUUCGAGAUGGCCGGGGAGCACUUCCUGGCCGUGGCCAACCACAGGGAAGGUGAUAACCACAACAUCGACAGCGUCAUCUACAAGUGGAACCCGAGGACCCGACUCUUCGAGGCCAACCAGACCAUUGCCACCUCGGGCGCCUACGACUGGGAGUUCUUCACCGUGGGGCCCUACUCCUUCCUGGCGGUGGCCAACGCCUUCAACGGCACGUCCACCAAGGUGCACUCCCACCUGUACGUCUGGCUCCUUGGCUCCUUCCAGCUGUUCCAGGCCUUCCUGACGUUCGGCGCCGCGGACUGGGAGGUGUUUCACAUCGGAGAGAGGGUCUUCCUGGCUGUCGCCAACAGUCACAGCUACGACGUGGAAAUGGAAGCACGCAACGACUCCUACGUCAUCAACUCGGUCAUCUACGAGCUGAAUGUCACCGCGCAGACCUUCGUCAGGUUCCAGGAGAUUACCACCUGCAGCGCUCUGGACUGGGAGUUUUUCUCGGUGGGAGAAGAUUAUUUCCUGGUGGUCGCAAACUCCUUCGACGGAAACACCUUCCUGGUAAACAGUAUUAUUUACAGGUGGCAGGGGUAUGAAGGGUUCGUGGCCGUGCACAGCCUCCCGACCUUCGGCUGCAGAGACUGGGAGACCUUCCGCACCGCGGCGGGUUCCUACCUCGUCUACUCCAGCGCGAAGGAGCCCCGCUCCCGGGUGCUGAAGCUGAGGACGGGGUGAGGGCACCGGCGCCCCUCCCGGAGCCCUGGGAGAAGCCGGCCCUUUCUGGGCCCUGGCCCUCGUCCGGGGGGCCGUCCGUCCACCUCUCUGCCCCGGUGACCGUCGCGGCGGAUUUGGGGGCUCCGCGGGCGGUCGGGCCGGAGUCGGGUGCUGCCCUGCGAGCCCGGGCGGGCUGCCCGGGGUUCGCCUCAAGGGAGAAGUUCAUACAAAAUUUUACCUCAGAACCAGCGGGACCUCCCCACGGUCCUCCCAGCCCACCUGGGCGCGGGCACAGGCUUCACGCGGAUUCACGUAUCUCACACCGGCUAUUUAUUGUAUACUGUCUGUACAGAAAUAUAUUUAUGACGCUCUUUACCAAAGGCCUGAAGGCGUCUGCGUGUUUGUGGGGGGGACGGUUCACUCGGCCAGCGUGGUGGGACGUGCCCUCGGGUCCCGGGUCACCGAGCCGGAGGGCGCCCCUCCUCUGCAGGGACUCGCUGCCUCUUCUGGCCUCGGUUUAGCCAGGAAUGCGGCGGGGGUCGGUUUCGGGGAGGAACCAGCGG